Molecule: messenger RNA, 1125 nt
Organism: Pichia kudriavzevii
Lineage: Eukaryota; Fungi; Ascomycota; Pichiomycetes; Pichiales; Pichiaceae
Exons: 1
Coding region: 1-1125 (374 amino acids)
Biological process (GO): tRNA processing
Molecular function (GO): flavin adenine dinucleotide binding; tRNA dihydrouridine synthase activity
Source: RefSeq, a predicted model, not a curated record
AUGAGUGGUGCAACUUAUAAAGAAAUUGAUCAUGCAAUAAACGCAAAACAGGUUAAUGCAACAGAUAAGGGGCUCGAUAAGAGAACAACACCAUACAUGGGAUAUAUUGCGGCGAGAAAUCCAGACGACAAGCCGAUUAAUAUAAUCAAACGAUGCCAAAAGGAGGGUAGACCUGUGUUUAUAGCUGGACCAAUGGUACGUUAUUCAAAACUACCAUUUCGGCAACUGGUUCGGGAUUAUCAGUGUGAUAUUGUUUAUUCUCCCAUGAUCUUGGCAAGGGAGUUUGUAAGGAACGAAAAUGCCCGUUUGAGCGAUUUUUCCACUAAUGACAGUGACAGACCAUUGAUAGUUCAGUUGGGGGUCAAUAAUAUCACCGAUUUGAUCAGAUGUGUGGAGAUGAUACAUCCGUAUGUUGAUGGUAUUGGCAUCAACUGUGGAUGUCCCAUUAAGGAGCAAGUGAGAGAAGGCAUUGGAGCUGCACUAAUGAGCAACAAGGAUUUAGUUAGUGAAAUGGUCUAUGAAGUUAAGAAGAGGUGGGGGGACGAAAUCUGCAUUGAGACUAAAAUCAGGGUUCACGAUGAUAUCAAUGAGACGAUUGACUUUGUCAAGGAGGUUGAAAAGGCUGGUGUUGACUUUAUAACUGUCCAUGGACGUACCAAGAAUACUAGGAGCAGCCAACCUGCAAAUUUUGAAAAAAUCAGGAUAAUCAAGGAGAGUGUUGGUGUGCCAGUUAUAGCCAAUGGUGACUGUUUCAGUUUAAAAGAUGCGUAUAGUAUUAUCGAGACUACUCGAUGUGACGGUGUCAUGGCUGUACGUGGCAUAUUGAACAAUCCAGGGUUAUUUGCAGGUCAUGCAAAGUGUCCAUGGGGGGCAAUUGAAAAAUUCUGGCAUUAUUCAACCUCGUACGGCCUCCCCUAUAAAUUGAUCCAGCAUCAUCUCUCAUGUAUGAUGGAAGGGUUGAUCACGAGGAAACAACUGAUUGGGUUAAACGAAUGUGAAAAUUUGAUUGAGCUUAUCGAAUGGUUUGAUGAAAGGUACCAACUAAAGAGACCACAAGAUCCAGGGUUUGGUGAAGGUGUUCAUAUUCCUGUUCGUUUGGAUCGCAGUGACAUGCCCAAUCUAUAG